Molecule: messenger RNA, 680 nt
Organism: Stegastes partitus (bicolor damselfish)
Lineage: Eukaryota; Metazoa; Chordata; Actinopteri; Pomacentridae
Gene: dbi
Product: diazepam binding inhibitor (GABA receptor modulator, acyl-CoA binding protein)
Exons: 4
Coding region: 112-381 (89 amino acids)
Biological process (GO): fatty acid metabolic process
Molecular function (GO): fatty-acyl-CoA binding
Source: RefSeq, a predicted model, not a curated record
AGGGAGGGGCUGCGGUGGACUUCAGCCUCCAUCCAGCCGUCUGUCGGUCCGUCAGUCCGUCAGUCCGCCCAGCAGCAGCAGCAGCAGCAGAUAGUCUCACCGUGAGUCCACAUGGCUGAUCUCCAGGAGAAGUUUAAUGCAGCAGCAAAUGAAGUGAAGCAGCUGAAGGCGAAGCCGACAGAUGAAGAGAUGCUGCAAGUCUAUGCGCUGUACAAGCAGGCCACUGUGGGUGACGUGAACACAGCUCGCCCAGGGAUGUUGGAUUUCACUGGAAAAGCUAAAUGGGAUGCCUGGGAGAAGCAGAAAGACAAGAGCAAAGAUGAUGCCAUGAACGAGUACAUCAAGCUGGUGGAGGAGCUGAAGAAGAAGUACGGAACCUAAAGCCACAUGAUUAAAAUCAAGUGGCUGGCACAGCUGCUGGAUGGACUGAGACCAUCACCAGUCAUCCUUCUGCCCUGACACUGUGAAACACCUGAAAAUGCCAACAGUGUGUUCUUACGCACCCGACUUGAGUGCCUGGUGGACUGCUAGUGGUUCCAGUGAGAUUAAGGUGGCCUGAGUAACUACUUAUGCACAUUCAGAAGCUUUCCUCUGCCAGUCCACCAUCAUGUUUUAGUCUUUUCAGCAUCAUCAUGUAUGUGAAAAAACACAGUUUCAAUAUAAAAUCCAGUCUUCUCGAA